AUGGCAGGUCCAGAUGUACUGCGGCAGGAUAACAUCCUGGACAUUGCAGCCAAAGCAAUCCAGCCCCAAGGCGAUGGUCAGCCGAGUCUCAAAACAUCCUAUGAAGCCGUGGCUCUGAUCGGCCAUGCUUGUAUGGCGGCGGUGGACUUCAGGCUGGUGGGACUCGGGGAAGACCACACUAUAGAUACAUCCACAGAGAGUCCUACCCUCCCCGCAGAAUGGAACGCUAACUCUACAUGUGCCUUUCGGUAUGCACACGCGCAGUCGUCGAUGCAGUUCCUGCUCAAAGUCAGUCGGCUCGGGAACAACGCUGUGAUAUUUGCAUUGGCCCUGGGCGACGACCGCACCAGCUCAUUUGACCUCGCCGUCAAGGACUACACGUCCGAGUCCGCCCUCCCCCUAUCCUCCUCAGACAAUCUCACAGGUGCUCUGCGCGACGUGUUUAUCUCACCUGCCCGCCUAAACGAUUUAAUCGGAUUAUUCAAAAUCAACGUCAUCCAGAAGCUCGCACCCGGGCUGUACAAGGAAGGGUAUGAGGAUACGAGUCAAGUCUCUCGAGAGCGACCCGACGAGCAAAGGCCACGAGACCCCCUCCGAGACGACUCGCUCCCUCAGCCUGCCCGUCCCUACCCAUUCGAUGAUCCCCUGGCGGCAGCGCCUCGCCGGCCCAACCCUCCGGGAGACUUUGCCCCGCCAGGGUUUGAGGAUGAGUUCGAGAUCUACCGCCCCCCGCACGGCUAUCCGCCAGGGAUGGGUAGGAGAAAUCCAUACAAUAUUGGAGAGCGUGACCUGUAUCCUCCGGGACUUGGUCCUAAUGAUCCUCUUCGGGGCACCAUGGGUCCCGGCUUCGGGCCCCGCGGCGGUGGCAUGCAUCCCACGUUCGACGACCCGCUCUUUGGGGGAUCGGGCGGAUCAGGGAAUGGAGAAUAUGACCCUCGCGCACCACCGGGAGCACGAUAUGACCCUGUAGGUCCGGGCGAGCCUCCCAUGGGACGCAAUCGCGGACCAUUUGGUCGAGGAUUCGGCGGAGGUUCUGGCGGAUUCGGCGGGUUUGGGGGAGAUAUUAUCUAG
Messenger RNA from Penicillium alfredii, 1071 nucleotides. Its product is annotated as proteasome inhibitor PI31 family protein. Gene Ontology annotation, molecular function: endopeptidase inhibitor activity; proteasome binding. The record is from RefSeq and is a predicted model, not a curated record. The transcript is spliced from 2 exons. Bases 1 to 1071 code for a protein of 356 amino acids. NCBI's taxonomy places the organism in Eukaryota, Fungi, Ascomycota, Eurotiomycetes, Eurotiales, Aspergillaceae. Gene Ontology annotation, biological process: proteasome-mediated ubiquitin-dependent protein catabolic process.